AGGGCCUUUGCAUUCGAUUUGAUCAAAACGGCAUGGGAGCAAGUAGCUUCACAUCGCAAUUGGCAAACGUCACCUGCAGCAGGACUGAUCUAAUCUCUACUCGUCCAAACAAACCCUAUGCAGUGCAACAAUUGGGCCUUUCGUCAUAAAAACAAUUACAGCAACUGUGUGUCUGAGGACAUCAAUUUCUCCAGAUUUUUCAGCCCUCGCCGCCCAGCUCCCGCCUACCCAGCUUGAAUUUGCCUCCGAAGUCCUAGCAACUCUUCUAGGCGCCGCGCUGUCAAGGUCCAAUCUUGCAGGCUCCAAGGGUCCAACCUUCGCCUCACGGCGAUGGCCGCGCAAGAGCCGGCGUCGUCGGCGGGCGCGCAGCGUCGGCGGCCCCGCGUCCUCCUGGCGGCCUCCGGCAGCGUGGCGGCCAUCAAGUUCGAGGGCCUCUGCCGCAGUGUCGCCGAGUGGGCCGACGUCCGCGCGGUGGCGACCGCGUCCGCCCUCCACUUCAUCGACGGGGCCUCCUUCCCCAGCGGCGUCCCGCUCUACACCGAAGACGACGAGUGGUCCCGCUGGAGGCGCGUCGGCGACGAGGUCCUGCACAUCGAGCUCCGCAGGUGGGCUGACGCCCUCGUCAUCGCGCCGCUCUCGGCCAACACCCUCGCCAAGAUCGCCGGCGGGCUGUGCGACAACCUCCUCACGUGCGUGGUGCGCGCGUGGGACUACGGCAAGCCCGUCUACGUCGCGCCAGCGAUGAACACCUUCAUGUGGGACAACCCCUUCACGGCGCGCCACCUCGGCGUCCUGCGCGAGCUCGGUGUGUCCCUCAUCCCGCCGGUGACCAAGCGGCUGGCCUGCGGGGACCACGGCAACGGCGCUAUGGCGGAGCCGUCGGAGAUCUGCAGAACCCUGUUGCUCUUCUUCGGACCACAACAUCUUUAGCAGCAGUUGGAGCCUGAUAAUCAAAGCUCUUCAGUAGUUCAGUUAAAUUUGCUUUCUGUAUGAGAUGUGUGACUUGCUUGAUGAUCUCUAGUAAUCUUGUUAUGGCAAUUGUUCUAUACGAUGGCUGCAAUGGCAUCACACGCCCCUGUUUCUCGU
Panicum virgatum (switchgrass) is the source of this 1086-nucleotide messenger RNA. RefSeq names its product phosphopantothenoylcysteine decarboxylase-like. NCBI's taxonomy places the organism in Eukaryota, Viridiplantae, Streptophyta, Magnoliopsida, Poales, Poaceae. The record is from RefSeq and is a predicted model, not a curated record. Bases 331 to 930 code for a protein of 199 amino acids. Gene Ontology annotation, molecular function: phosphopantothenoylcysteine decarboxylase activity; FMN binding. Gene Ontology annotation, biological process: coenzyme A biosynthetic process. The transcript is spliced from 2 exons. Gene Ontology annotation, cellular component: phosphopantothenoylcysteine decarboxylase complex.